GGGUCUGCGUCUGCUCGUAUUCUCUCGGAAGUUCGGUAUGAAACGGUAAAAAAUGUGAGUAUUCGUUUCGUUCCGUUUUUACGAAACAAAAAAUAUCAUUUUGUUUUGUAUCGCAUUUAUACGAAACACGUAAAUCUUGUUUCAUUUCGUAUAAUGUUGUUACGAAACGUGAAAUUAUUUUUUCGAUUUGUACCAUUAUUUACGAAACACAAUAAAAUUGUUUCGUUUCUUAUCGGUUUUUACGGAAUAUUUCAUAACUCCCCGCCCAAACAGAUAUUUCACGAUUCCCAUGCCCUCGAGCAAUACAUAAACUUUUACGUUUAAUACUUACUAACUCAAUGUUUCGUAAAUCAAAGUUUAACUAAAAAAAUGUAUUAACAAAGCAAUGCAAUAGCAUCAUUUUCAUAAGGUUUAGCACAUCUAACGAAGUUAAAAAAAGAUAUUGUCUUCUGUAGGUAGGUUUUAGUAAAACUGAUGAACUUAAAGUUUAAAUUUUAUUACAGUAAAACCGUUUUACUGUAAUAAAAUUUUAACUUUAAGUUCAUCAGACAUAAAUUAUGUAUUUGUUUAUAAACUCGCAUGAAGAGUUUGAAAUCAUUGUUUGAAUUAAAUACUUCAAAUUAUAUUAUAUAACAUUUUAAAUGCAAUAUUGUUGUGUUAACUUGAAAUAUUUUGCAAAACUAAUUAAUUUAUUGUUUAAAAACCAUAGUAAUUCUCAAUCAUAUAAUCAUGCCUAUAAAAGCUACAAUUUUAUGGAAUUAUUUCAAUAAAGUUACUGUGUCAGGUGUUAAGUGUGGGGAAUGUAAAAAGUGUCAAAUCCAAAUCAAGUUAACUGAUGGAUCCACUAGUGGUAUCAGGUACCAUCUGAAAACAAAGCAUCCCACUGACUACGCUACAAUGUUAAGAGCCCAAAUUGAACUUGAGCGCCAAAGAGAAGAAGAUAUUAAAGAAAAUACAGAAGCUGCCUUCGAACUGAAUGACGCAUACAAUCAAUGAUCACAAAAAGGCUUAUCUAAAUGUGUUAAUGGGGGAACUAUUGGGAAAUAUUCUUCCCAAUCAGGCAGGCAAUUGGAGACAGACAUGGUAAUCAUGUCAUACAUUGCCAGGUCAAGUAGUCCAUUCACUCUAGUAGAUGAACCAUGCUUCAAAGAAAUGGUGGAACAUUUAAAUCCAAAAGUAAUUGUGAAACAUUCCUCGACUUUUUCAAGGUACAAGCUGCCAUUGCUUUAUGAAAGCGUUAUGGAUACUGUGCAAAACCUAAUUGAAAAAGAAGUUUCCACUUGUCAACAGGUGGCUAUCACCACUGAUGGUUGGACCUCUAGGUCACAGGAUCCAUACAUGACUCUUACGCUUCACUAUAUCAAUAGUCAGUUUGAACUGAAAAAAUAUGUUCUCAACUUUGACAAUUUUGUGGGAAGACACACUGGUUACCACAUUAGCAAAGCUCUGGAAGAAAUGAUCCAAAAAUAUCCGGUAUUGGACGCCGUGCCCAAGAAAGUCAUUGUCCACGAUGCGGCGACAAACAUGAAACAUGCUGUGUCAAUCAUGAACAAAACAAAAUAUGAAUCACUGUUGUGUGCAGACCACCUACUAAACACUAGCCUACUACAUGCUACCAAUGAAGUGCAAGAAGUCAAAGAAUGCAUAGAUAUUGCCACACAACUAUCUAGCAAAGUCCACAGAUCCACCUUAGCUUGUCAACUUAUUGAAAAAGAGUGUAUGUUGCUCCGUGUAAACUAUGUUAAAAUCAUUGCUCCGGUAAAAACCAGGUGGAAUUCUAACUGUUUUAUGCUGGAGUCAAUCUUUAAACUUAAAGAUGUGUUGAUUUCUCUUAGAGAAAAAGAUGCAAUAAAUAACAACCCACUACAGAACGUUAUUCCAAGUGACAACCAAUUUUCACUGAUGGCUUCACUGAUGCCAGUCUUAAAAAAAAUGAAGAUUAUGUCAGAUUGCAUGUCCAAGGACACUGAACCAGUGCUUCAUCAUAUGCUAACUAUGCUUUAUAAAACUGACAAUUUUCUUCAUGACCACAUUGAUAUGGAAAACUGAGAAAUAGUUAAUGCUUUUUGUAAAGUGAGCAUUUACACCUAGCCACGCGAUUCAAUGAACAUGGAAGAUACAACCAACACUAUGCCUUGGGAAACCUUCUUCAUCCGUACUUUAGAGGUUAUAAGUUUUAUUUCUUGGAUAUAUGCUUAGACAUUACGGUAUCUUCGAAGAGUUCACCAGAAAAGUCAUCAACGAUCAUCCAUCGUCGGACGCUGUUUCGAUCAGUGAAAAAAAUAAUCAUAAAGCUACACAAGUUAAAAUGCCAGUUGGUGCGGAUGAGUGCGACGAUUUACAAAAUAUAGAGAUUGAACAGGGUAAUAAUAACCACAGCAUUAGUCAAAAUGUACCGGAAAUUGAAAGGGAGUUUGAAUCUUUCCACGCUAUGCCUCGUGUUGAAGAAAAGCAUAAAGUUGAUGUGCUGAAAUGGUGGAAGAAACAUGCCUCUACUUUGCCAUUGUUAGCACAAUUGGCAAGAAAUUUGCUCUGCAUUCCGGCUGCAUCAAGCUGUAGUGAGAGAGUGUUCAGCGCCAGCGGUGGAAUUAUAAAUGAUAAAAGACACAGUCUUUCCACUCAGACAGCAAAGCAAUUGACUUUGAUUAAAGUCAAUUAUGAUCUUGUCUGUCCUCACAUGACCUUGAAAAUUAUAAGCGACGCUGAAGAAGCCCUGGACGCCGCAGCAUUAACUCCAGUUAGAACACCUCCCAAAAAUCCUAUUCCUAAAGCAGUUUUUUCAAAUAACCAAAAAAGGUUAUUGUUCAAAACAAAAAACGUUUCAACAACGCCAUUAUGUUCUUCUUCUUUACCAUCAACACCAACAUCUUCAGGAAUCAAAAGAAAAACAAUGGAAAUUCCAGAAGAAUCCAAAACAACAUCAUCCGAAAAAACAUCCAAAAGUGACACUCAACAAGUAUUAAAAUAAAAAUGUUUUACUUUUUAUUGUGAAAUUUUAAAACCGUGAAAUAUAAUUGUCUAAAUAAAAACUGAUUUUUCGUAAAAAUCGCAAAUGUGUGCUUAAAUUGGUACAAUAUAAAAGUAAAUUACUUUUUUAUUUUAUGCUAGCCCUAUCUGU
This is a messenger RNA of Hydra vulgaris (swiftwater hydra), 3118 nucleotides long. NCBI's taxonomy places the organism in Eukaryota, Metazoa, Cnidaria, Hydrozoa, Anthoathecata, Hydridae. The record is from RefSeq and is a predicted model, not a curated record.